Molecule: messenger RNA, 1463 nt
Organism: Chlamydomonas reinhardtii
Lineage: Eukaryota; Viridiplantae; Chlorophyta; Chlorophyceae; Chlamydomonadales; Chlamydomonadaceae
Exons: 5
Coding region: 107-589 (160 amino acids)
Source: RefSeq, a predicted model, not a curated record
ACCGAUACCCUCUCCGCUAAAGAAGCAACACCGAAACUUUGUUGCCCGUUUCUCCGACACAGAAGCAGUUGCUCCCUCGCUUUUUUCUUUUCCCGCUUCGGCUGCAAUGGAAGGUCUCCCUAAGCGCCACGUCCUGAUUAGUGUUGAUGAUUCGCCGGCGAGUAUGAAAGCGCUGGACUGGGCGCUGGCCAACAUCUACCGCCCGGGCGAUGAGUUCCACCUCUUCCAUGUCAUUCCGCCGGGCCAGUACGUGGUGCUGAGCACGGACCUGGGCAUCGAGGAGGUGGUGGAGGAUGACGAGGCCACCCGCAAGCGCGUAGAAGAUCACGCCCGCAAUAUCCUGGUGGAGAAAUUCGUGCCCAAGCUGAAGGCCAUGGACGUGCCGUAUCAGGUGGAGCUGGUGCGCUUCGCCACCGACAAUGAGUCCAUUGGCGCCGUCAUCUGCAAGCGCGCCGACCAGCUGCAGGCGUCGUGCGUGGUCAUGGCCAAGCACAACAAGGGAGCCAUCAAGGAGUUCUUCGUUGGCUCGGUGUGCAACUACUGCACCCACCACUGUAAGUCGCCCGUGCUGGUCAUGCACUGCGACUAAGGCGGCUCGCAAGGGGCCAUGCCGCAGAACAGCAUGGACUGCGCAUGCCCGCCAGAUCCCGGAGGAGGGGAGCUGGGGCCGGCCGGGUGUUGCAACCUGGCGCCUGGCGCUCGCCUGGCGCCCAAGGUGGUGUGCGGGCCCAGCAAGCGGCGCUGGUGGCAUGGAUGACAACAGCGCAUGUGUUUCAUAAUAUGGAACGGCGCUUGGUAGACCUCGAUGAAAAGUACAUCGGGAAAGUUGUGUUGUUGUUUGCUAAUCCAGGACAUUGUGAAGCAGCAUGCGUUGGGGUUGACCACAAGCAGGGAGACCUAGUGCUGCAGUCUUGCAGGUUGGGACUGUGCGGAGCCAGGAAUUAAGAACUGCCAGUGCACAAGCAUGGAGUGGGCAGCGGGGCACGUCAGAUCCCUUUGUCUCUAUCCCUCUUUUUUACGUUGGGCAAGCGCCGGCCUUUCCUAUUGAUCAUUGGCGUGUAGCGUCGGCGCGAAGCGGAGGCGUUGCAAGACGCGCUGUUGGCGUCAUUUUGACGCGCAGGCGUUGCUAGGGCCAUCCCCAAGACUUUUGAAGGGUCGGCGUUCAUCGAUUCGCGGAUUCUGCGCACACAUGGGGGUACUCUACUGUGCUUGGUAGCUUGCGGCGUGGGGAUUUGCGGGAGUAACGUACCCGUAUGUAAAGCAGUGGGUCGGAGGCACGCUGCGCACCGACUGGGGCACGGGUGCAGGCAGGGUGCCGCGCUGCUUGCGAAGAGGGAGAGGACGGCUUGGGAAGAGAGGACUGCUGGCGCCCACGUGCCUAGACGAUUCAAGUAUUCAAUGGAUUCAUGCCAUCAACGCAUUCCGCGCCAGCUGGCACGUUUUAUCUGUAACCACGCCCGUCA